AUGCUGUCUCCGACGUUAUUUCCUCUCUUCUGUGCUUUAUUCCUCUGUCUUCCCGUUGCCGUCAUCUUCACAGUCCAGCGAGAACUCACCGGCGUUGUCUCGCCGGAAUUUGGUUUCCGCUCUCUCUCCGUCUUCUCUCUCUACUCCCGAAAUGUCCCCGACGCUUCUUCUCCGGCGGUUCCGAUUCGCCCGAUUAUUCCCAAAGACGACGCCCUGCUUCUCCGACUCGCUUCCCUGGUUAACCCGAAUCAGCCUCCCGGAUCGACCCGGAAAUUGGCUUUUAUGUAUCUAACGACGACGCCUCUUCCGUUUGCUCCUCUCUGGGAAAAAUUCUUCAAUGGAAGCUCCAAGGAACUCUACAAUGUCUACGUCCACGCGGAUCCGACCCGAGAUUACGACCCGCCGUUCGCCGGCGUGUUCGCCAACCGGGUCAUCCACUCGGAGCCCUCCCAAAGGUACACACCCACUCUCGCCGCCGCGGCUCGUCGGAUAAUCGCGCACGCGCUGCUCGACGAUCCGCAAAAUUACAUGUUUGCCCUUCUGUCACCUUCGUGCGUACCCAUCCGCUCCUUCGACUUCACCUACAAGACGCUGGUCACGUCGCCGUCUUCCCGGAAAAGCUUCAUCGAGAUACUCAAAGACGAGCCGUGGCAGUACGACAGAUGGGCCGCGCGUGGUUUCGACGCGAUGCUGCCGGAGGUGAGGCUGGAGGAUUUUCGAAUCGGGUCGCAGUUCUGGGUGUUGAAACGGAGGCACGCUCGUGUGGUGGCGCGUGAUCGGCGGAUAUGGGAGAAGUUCAACCAGACGUGCGUGCGGGAAGACACGUGUUAUCCCGAGGAGAAUUACUUUCCUACCCUUCUUAAUAUGAGGGACCCACGUGGAUGUGUCCCAGCCACGCUUACUCAUGUGGACUGGACCAUCAACGAUGGAGGCCACCCGAGGAUGUACGAGCCAGAGGAAGUCGCGCCUGAGCUGAUCGUGCGGAUCAGGAAGACUCGGCCGAGAUACGGGGAGGAUGGAAUCAACGGUUCUGAUUGGUCUGCGAAUGAGCGGACGGAUCCGUUUCUGUUCGCGAGGAAGUUUUCUCCGGAGGCUCUCGAGCCGUUGAUGGGUAUGGCUAGAAGCGUCUUGUUCAAUGACUCGGCCGGUGAUGAUGAUGUGUGA
Microthlaspi erraticum is the source of this 1164-nucleotide messenger RNA. The record is from the annotation of a GenBank genome assembly. Lineage: Eukaryota; Viridiplantae; Streptophyta; Magnoliopsida; Brassicales; Brassicaceae.